AUGUCUCCCUCCACUAUGAAGCAAUGGGUUGUGCAGGACAAGGAACACGACCUCGACGGUCUGGUCUAUAAGGAUGCCACCGUCCCAAAAGUCGGUGAAAAUGAAGUCCUGGUGAAGCUUCAAGCUGCCUCAUUGAACUACCGUGACUUGAUUAUUCCCAAGGGCGCAUACCCCUUCGCCCUCAACUUCCCCGUCGUCCCAGGAUCCGACGGUGCCGGCGAAGUCCUCGAAGUAGGAUCCAAGGUCGUUGAAUUCAAGAAGGGCGAUCAGGUCGCAACUCUCUUCAACCAGGGCCACCAAUAUGGCCCCAUUGACCCACAUGCCGCGGCCACCGGUCUGGGCGGUGCUGUCGACGGCACUCUCCGCGAGUAUGCGGUUUUCAACGAGCAGGGUCUUGUCAAAGCUCCCAGCAAUCUGACUGCGCUUGAAGCGAGUACUCUCCCAUGCGCGGCGCUUACCAGUUGGAAUGCGCUUUAUGGCUUGAAGCCCUUGAAGCCUGGUCAGGUUGUUUUGGUACAGGGAACUGGUGGAGUUAGUAUUUUUGGAUUGCAGUUCGCCAAGGCUGCAGGCGCAACAGUGAUUGCGACAACCUCCUCUGCCGAGAAAGCCGAGAAGCUGAAGAAGCUCGGCGCUGACCAUGUUCUCAAUUAUAAGACUGAUCCUAACUGGGGCGAAGCAGCUCGCAAGCUGACCCCUGGUGAGACUGGUGUUGAUCACAUCAUUGAAGUGGGUGGUAGUGGAACCCUUCAGCAGAGCUUCAAGUGUGUCAAGCUGGAGGGUAUCAUCAGUGUCAUUGGGUUCCUCGGAGGUGUGGACCCCAAGACUCAGCCGACUGUUUUGGAAACAUUGACGCAUAUCUGCACUGUUCGGGGUGUGUAUGUUGGCAGCAAGGCUCUCAUGAAGGACAUGGUUCAAGCCAUUGAGGCCAACGAUAUUCACCCGGUUGUGGAUGAAAAGGUGUUUAGCCUCGAUCAGACAAAGGAAGCCUAUGAGUAUAUGUGGGCUCAAAAGCACUUUGGCAAGUUGGCCAUCAAGAUCAACUAG
Messenger RNA from Penicillium salamii, 1044 nucleotides. Lineage: Eukaryota; Fungi; Ascomycota; Eurotiomycetes; Eurotiales; Aspergillaceae. The record is from the annotation of a GenBank genome assembly.